AUGGCUGAAGAAACAGAAAUUCCUACACCGGAACCAGUGAAGAUAUCAGUAUUCACCCCAUUGAUUUACGUAGGGUUGUUGUUGACAAUCUUUGCCGUAUUUUCCAUCUACUACCGUAAAAGAAGGGUCGAGAAGUUUAAAGAGGUUAAGCCAAUAUUCAAGGAAAAUUAUAAUGCGCUUGUAUAUCAGCAGCUCAAGAGCCAAUACAAUGACAAGGAUACGCCGAAAGAAAAGAGGCCACACGAGAAGCUUUUGAAAGCCGCUUUGUUGAGAAGAGCCGUGGAAGCCAUCAGAAGAUCCAUGAAGUUGAAGGAGAAUGAGCCAGUUUUCAAUAAGCUCUAUCAGAAUGGGUUGAUUGGGGACGAUCUAUUUAAGCAAUUGGAGUUUGAAAUGAAAUUCCAGGAGAUUGAGUUGAAGGAAAUUGUUGUUGAGUGUGAGCUGUAUAAGAAGGGUUGGGCACAAACAUUUUUUCCCUUGGCUCAGGAGAUCUGUUUCAACGAAGCGUUGAGGCGCAGAUUGAAUGCUAUGGAAGCAAGAUCCGACGACUUGGCAGCUUUAUGGGAUUACAAGGCAGAUAUCAGUGGGAAGUGA
Lodderomyces elongisporus is the source of this 591-nucleotide messenger RNA. It is a transcript of the gene sec66, whose product is annotated as Sec63 complex subunit. The transcript has a single exon. Gene Ontology annotation, cellular component: Sec62/Sec63 complex. NCBI's taxonomy places the organism in Eukaryota, Fungi, Ascomycota, Pichiomycetes, Serinales, Debaryomycetaceae. Gene Ontology annotation, biological process: post-translational protein targeting to membrane, translocation. The record is from RefSeq and is a predicted model, not a curated record. The coding region runs from base 1 to 591 and encodes 196 amino acids.